Molecule: messenger RNA, 2688 nt
Organism: Aedes albopictus (Asian tiger mosquito)
Lineage: Eukaryota; Metazoa; Arthropoda; Insecta; Diptera; Culicidae
Gene: GlyRS
Product: glycine--tRNA ligase
Exons: 4
Coding region: 187-2478 (763 amino acids)
Biological process (GO): mitochondrial glycyl-tRNA aminoacylation
Cellular component (GO): mitochondrion; cytoplasm
Molecular function (GO): ATP binding; glycine-tRNA ligase activity
Source: RefSeq, a predicted model, not a curated record
ACACGUUCCACUGCAUCAGUCGCGAUCCGUCAAAUUCGCCUUUCUCCCCUUUUUUCAAGCUGGUGCGCGGUAGUCUCGUCGCGGUUAGGAAAAAAGUGAAUGUGCUGACGUGAAGGGAAGUUCCAGUGCCGUGGAUCCGUUCAAUACCCGUUAGUUAUCCCGUCUCGAUCGUUUGGGGCGCCUUAAAUGCACCAACCGUUUUUAGUUUGCCUUAGUAGUAGAUUAGCACUUUUUCGGACGACCGGAGUCAAGCUAAAGCCAUCGUUCUUCCGCAGCCCUACCGGAUCGACGACGACGACAGUUGUAGGUGAAAAAUUUCAUCAUCAUUCUUGGCAGCGAGAGUUUGCCAGCCAACAAGCGGUCCCGAAGGCAUUUGUGUGGGGAUCGAACAAGAAGCAUCGAGAUUAUAAACUGAAGGCGCAGCUGCUGGAGAAUAUGGCCUCGGAUCCGAAGAUUGAGGAGGUGUUGGCUCCGCUGCGGGUGGCUGUGAAAGAGCAGGGCGAUUUGGUUCGUAAGUUGAAGGCCGAUGGCGCUCCGGAGAUUGACGUGAAAAAGGCUGUGAAUGAACUGAAGGCCCGCAAGAAGGUGCUGGAAGACAAGGAACUAAGCCUCGCUCCAUCGGUGGCCAGCUUCGAUAGGGCUCGGAUGGAAGAUCUGCUCAAGCGACGGUUCUUCUACGAUCAAAGCUUUGCCAUCUAUGGAGGUAUUACCGGUCAGUACGACUUCGGACCGAUGGGAUGUGCGCUGAAGUCCAACAUGAUCAACGCCUGGAGGCAGUUUUUCGUUCUGGAGGAGCAAAUGCUGGAAGUGGAUUGCUCGAUUCUGACACCGGAACCGGUGUUGAAGGCAUCGGGCCAUGUGGAUCGGUUUGCGGAUCUGAUGGUUAAGGACGUGAAAAACGGAGAAUGCUUCCGGUUGGAUCAUUUGAUAAAGAACCAUCUGGAGAAGCUGGCCGCGGCUAAGGAUGCCACGCAGGCUCUGAAAGACGAAUGUACGGAUAUUGUUAUCAAGCUGGACGGAAUGACCAAGGACGAGAUGGCUGCCAUCGUUACGAAGUUCAAUAUGAAGAGUCCAAUCACGGGAAAUGACCUGACGGAACCGAUCGAGUUCAAUCUGAUGUUUGGAACUCAAAUUGGACCCACCGGUUUGGUGAAGGGAUUCCUCCGUCCGGAAACAGCCCAGGGCAUUUUCGUAAACUUCAAGCGUUUACUGGAGUUCAAUCAGGGAAAAUUACCGUUCGCCGCUGCUCAGAUUGGAAAUUCGUUCCGAAACGAAAUUUCUCCGCGAUCUGGGCUGAUUCGGGUGCGCGAGUUCACCAUGUGUGAGAUUGAGCACUUCUGUGAUCCCCAGCUGAAAGAUCACCCCAAGUUCGAGAACGUCAAGGAUGUCGUUAUGACGCUGUACUCGGCAUGCAACCAGAUGGAUGGUAAGAGUGCUCAGCAAAUCACGAUCGGAGAAGCCGUUGGAAGUGGAUUGGUGGCAAACGAAACGCUCGGAUACUUCAUGGCACGGAUUCAGCAGUUUAUGCUGAAGAUCGGUAUCCUUCCGGAGCGACUCCGGUUCCGCCAGCACAUGGGCAACGAAAUGGCUCAUUAUGCUUGCGAUUGCUGGGAUGCUGAAUGCUUGACCAGCUACGGUUGGAUCGAAUGCGUUGGUUGCGCGGACCGAUCCGCUUACGACCUUACGCAACACACGAAUGCCACCGGAGUGAAAUUGGUAGCGGAAAAGAAGCUUCCGGCCCCGAAAACCAUCGAAGUUACCGAAGUGGUCCCGAACAAAGCCGCUUUGGGUAAGGUAUUCAAAAAGGAAGCCAAGAACAUCACCGACCUGUUGGCCAAACUGAGCCUUUCCGAAGUGGACACGAUUGGCAAGAACCUGGCCGACAAGGGAGAGCACGCCCUGGAUGUCAACGGAACCGAAGUUACGCUAAACGGUGACAUGAUUGCCGUCAAGACAACUUCCAAAACGGUUCACGUGGAAGAAAUCACCCCAAGCGUAAUUGAGCCAUCGUUCGGAGUGGGACGGAUCAUGUACUCCCUGUUGGAGCAUCGAUUCCAGAUGCGGGAAGGCGACGAACAGCGCGGAUACUUCUCGCUGCCCCCGAUUGUGGCUCCGCUGAAGUGUUCGGUGUUGCCACUGAGCAACAACGCGGAGUUUGUGCCGUUCGUUAAGAAAAUAUCUACGGCCCUCACCAGUGUGGACAUUUCCCACAAGGUGGACGACUCGAGCGGAUCCAUCGGUCGCCGUUAUGCCCGUACGGACGAGAUUGCCAUCCCGUAUGGCAUUACCGUUGAUUUCGACACGCUGAAGGAACCGCACAGCGUGACGCUCCGAGAACGUGACUCGAUGAAGCAAGUCCGAAUCGCGCUCGACGAAGUUUCCCAGGUGGUUCGCGAUUUGGCGCGAAGCCGAUUAAGCUGGGCCGACGUGGAGGCCAAGUAUCCCAAGUUUGAGCAGCAGGAAGCCAGUUCCAAGUGAGAAACUAUGAUGAUAAUUUGCGCAUUUAUUCGGGGCCCCGAUAACGAAGGAUACCGCUACAGAUUCAAGCAGACCGAUUAAGAAAUGGACACAGCUAUUUAAACUAUCAUAUUACCCCUAAUUUUCAAAAUAAUGAUUGCAUAGUCCUAAGCCCGUACGUACAUUUACAUUAAAAAGAAAAAUAAAUAAAAGUAGCUCUACCGGCUUUAA